CCCCACAGGCUCAGCUAUAGUCCACCAUAAGAAUUACCUGUGCAGCAGUCCCCCAUAAGUUAAAUGUGCACCCGAGACCAAGCUUAGUAACUUCAAAAAUCACAAGGUAACCUCAUAAAUAAGUAUCCCUGACUCCUUUGUCACCUAUCACAAUACCAGAAGCCCCCGCCCUCAGAUGGUACCUAGGAAAAUAUGGUGACAGGUAUAAGCCAACUAAAGGGUGUGUGUGUGUGACCAUGCUUUGUGUGUUAGCUGCUCAGUGUUGCGGGAACAGCAGUGCACACAUCCAUAUGAAGGGAUUUUCUCUGAGAUGCAAUGGUGGACCAGCUUCAAGGAACAUGGAAGUCUGUUUCUUGUGACAAUUUUGAAAACUACAUGAAGGAAUUGGGAGUAGGAAGAGCCAGCAGGAAACUGGGCUGUCUGGCAAAGCCCACUGUGACCAUCAGCACAGAUGGAGAUCUUAUCACCAUCAAAACCAAAAGCAUCUUUAAAAACAAGGAGAUUUCCUUCAAGCUGGGAGAGGAUUUUGAGGAAAUCACACCAAGUGGCCGCAAAAGCAAGAGUACAGUAAUCUUAGAUAAUGACUCCUUGGUUCAAGUCCAGGACUGGGAUGGCAAGGAAGCCACCAUCUGCAGGAGACUGGUAGAUGGGAAAAUGGUGGUGGAAAGUGCAGUGAAUAAUGUCACCUGUACCCGAACAUACCAGAGAGUUUAAGAACUCCAUCUCAAGGUCUCGAUGCUCUCAAAUUGUCAUCCAAACUAAUGAUGUUGUUUGAAUAAAACUCCCAAGUAAGAUCUA
This is a messenger RNA of Mus caroli (Ryukyu mouse), 798 nucleotides long. It is a transcript of the gene Fabp12, whose product is annotated as fatty acid binding protein 12. NCBI's taxonomy places the organism in Eukaryota, Metazoa, Chordata, Mammalia, Rodentia, Muridae. Gene Ontology annotation, molecular function: lipid binding. The record is from RefSeq and is a predicted model, not a curated record.